This is a messenger RNA of Staurois parvus, 1146 nucleotides long. NCBI's taxonomy places the organism in Eukaryota, Metazoa, Chordata, Amphibia, Anura, Ranidae. The record is from the annotation of a GenBank genome assembly.
GAAAGAACUACACAUAGAAUGGCUACUGCUGGACAGGUAAUUAAAUGCAAGGCUGCCGUGUGCUGGGGACCUAAGCAACCACUCACUAUUGAAGAGAUUGAAGUUGCCCCACCAAAACGUCAUGAAGUUCGCGUCAAGAUUGUGGCCACUGGGAUAUGUCGCUCAGAUGAUCAUGUACUAAGUGGGGCUUUAAGUUUGAAAUUUCCAGUGAUAUUAGGCCAUGAAGCUGCAGGGGUUGUGGAAAGUGUGGGAGAAGGAGUGACUAAAUUCAAACCAGGAGAUAAAGUCAUCCCACUGUUCGUGCCACAGUGCAGAGAAUGCAGAUGUUGUAAAAAUCCAGAGAGUAAUCUGUGUUACAAAAAUGACAUUGGCAAAUAUGAAGGUGUGCUGUUGGAUAAAACCAGCAGAUUUACUUGCAAAGGAAAACCCAUUUGCAACUUUAUCAGCACCAGCACAUUCACUGAAUACACUGUGAUGGAUGAAAUAGCUGUUGCUAAGAUCCAUGACGAUGCUCCACUGGAAAAAGUCUGCUUGAUUGGCUGUGGGUUCUCAACUGGAUAUGGCUCUGCUGUAAACAUUGGUAAAGUUAAGCCUGGCUCCACAUGUGCAGUGUUUGGUUUGGGAGGUGUUGGGCUCUCUGUGGUUAUUGGAUGUAAAGUUGCUGGUGCCUCCAGAAUUAUUGGAAUUGAUUUAAAUAGUGAUAAAUUUGCAAAAGCCAUGGAGUGUGGAGCCACUGAAUGUAUCAAUCCAAAGGACCACAAUAUUCCUAUCCAUGAGGUCUUGGCAAAGAUGACUGACGAUGGUGUGGAUUAUGCCUUUGAGGUCAUUGGAAACACUUCAGUAAUGACCUCUGCCCUUCAAUCUUCUCACUUUGGCUGUGGAAAAACUGUCAUCGUUGGCUUGGCUCCUUCAACUGCUGUGAUGUCAUUUGAUCCCUUGCUAAUUCUAACUGGACGCAUCUUGACCGGAGCUGUUUUUGGAGGCUGGAAGAGUAAAGAUGAUGUACCAAAACUGGUAUGUGACUAUCUGGACAAGAAGUUUGAUUUAGAUCCCCUUAUAACACACUAUAUGCCAUUUGAGAAGAUAAAUGAAGGAUUUGAACUCCUGCGUAAUGGAAAAAGUAUUCGCACAAUUCUGACCUUCUAA